This is a messenger RNA of Peronospora matthiolae, 444 nucleotides long. NCBI's taxonomy places the organism in Eukaryota, Oomycota, Peronosporomycetes, Peronosporales, Peronosporaceae. The record is from the annotation of a GenBank genome assembly.
AUGUCGUCCACCACCAACGCAUCAUCCAACGUCUCCAUUGACCAGUUCAAUGGAUACAACUAUGCGAUUUGGAGUCGAUACAUGCGCAGUGUGUAUUUGACGAAGUCCGUCUGGUACGUCGUAAACCGUGAAGCGACUCCGACUUUAACCGACCCGCGAGCGUCCGAGUACUACAUUAAGGCGAGUAGCGUCGCGUUUGGUGUGAUGCUGCUACACUUAAAUGCUGACUACCACCAUGUGCUUGACAGCUGCGAGGAAGCGUGGGUUGCGUGGACACGUCUGAAGACGCUGUACGGUGGGUCGCAGAAGGCAGGACGAAUCUUCCUCAAGCGACAACUUUUCUGCACCAAGAUGGAUGAAGGCGCGAGCGUCAUGCACCACUGCAACAAGGUCCUCAACGUCUCCGCCAAGCUUAGCGGCAUCAGUGCGAAGAUGGAAGACUAA